GAUGUAUAGACAAAUAUUAAUUCUCACAUUAGUCCUGUUUGUUUGCAUAUCUGACGGACUAAGAUAUAGGGAAUUUGGAGUACAAAAUGAAAAUGAUUACAACGAUGGGGAAGAUUUAAGGUUACAAGAAAAUGACUACGACACGCCAUACGCGACGAAUUAUAACUCCAGGUAUUAUGGUCAUAGACGAUCGCAUAACAAUGGAAUAAAAUGUUCAAAGACUUCUGGAUACCACAAAUGCAGAUCUUAUCGAGUGCGUCACCUCAGUUCCGCAACUUGUCGUCUUUUAGGAAGCAUAAUUGUAUUAAACGAAGAUUUUGAAACACGUAGAUGCGUCAAAUAUUGCUGUCCGAGGUUACCGUUGCUCGUUCGACAUCACAAGCCUGGAGCAACAAUGACCAACUCAGUCACUGCAACGUCGACAAAACAUGACCCAACGAAUACAAUCCCUAUACCAGCUAAUAUAACCAAAGUUAAAGAAAACACGACCAUAGAAAAAAGAAUAACCACCACAAAGCCAACUUCCCCAACACCAAAGAAGAAAAAUUCGGACGAUAAAAACAGAAUUUCCUCACAUAAAUCUCUCGAGAAUGCAAAUGUAGAAGAUGGCAAUUUGGAAAAAGACCUUCUUGCUAUUCUCCAGAAAACAAAAAAUACAAUGACUGAAAAUCCUAGCAGUGAAGAGGAUAUACUUGUGGAUCAGUUAAGAAAACUAACAUAAAUAUAUUUAAGAGGAUUCGACUUAACACAUAAAUACAAAUGUAUAAACUGACUAAGGACCAAUAAUACUCAAUAUUUCACAGCCACUAACAGAAAAAUUAGAAGUUUUUUGUUUUCUGAAAAAUGUAUUUUUUCACAUAAUUUUUUGAAAUACAUUUAUAACAGCAACCCGUAAUAAGUUGAAUAAUUUACUGAAUUUCACUAAAGAGGGAACAGUUAUAAGAGUGCUGAAUGUGUUAUGUACAAUAUCAUGGAUAACAAAAAUAUUAAAAAAAAAGUAAACGAGCAUGAAGUUUGAUAUUACUGAUCAUUUUAGAAUAAAUGUGAUUCGGCCUUUCCCAAAUUGCAAAAACUUUGUUUUAGAUAAUUUUAUUUUAAUUUUAUUCUUUAUGUUUAAAGAAAAUUGUUAUUGUUAGUAAUUGAUUGAAAUGAUUAUCACUGAUAUGGAUGUUAUUUCAGAGGAUUCAUCGUUUAUAUGUAAAUAUACCAGUCAAAUUGGGGGAUUUUCUGACUCAAAUUAAUAAAAAAAUUAGGUACUCCUUGAGUAUGCGCAUCAAGAUGUCGCACAACCUGAACCCAAACCUGGUACGCAACCCGAGUUCAGGUUGUGCGCCAUCUUGGUGCGCAUACUUC
This is a messenger RNA of Styela clava, 1353 nucleotides long. NCBI's taxonomy places the organism in Eukaryota, Metazoa, Chordata, Ascidiacea, Stolidobranchia, Styelidae. The record is from RefSeq and is a predicted model, not a curated record.